Molecule: messenger RNA, 948 nt
Organism: Nylanderia fulva
Lineage: Eukaryota; Metazoa; Arthropoda; Insecta; Hymenoptera; Formicidae
Source: RefSeq, a predicted model, not a curated record
GUAAACAGGCUUUAAUAAUGUCAGAUAUCAAUACUGAUUCUGACAUUGAAAAAAAUAAAUUUAAUAAAAAAUCAUCUGCAGUUAUUGAUCCUUUUCCGCCGAUUAACUUUGACGACGCAGGUUCCAGCGGUAAUAAUAGUGAGACCGAAAAAUCUGAUUCAAAUACAUCAAAUGCUCAGACAAAAGCAAAAAGAAAAAAUCGAGAUUUAUCCGUAAAUGACCAGCCUAUUACUGACGAUUUGUCAUUAACUCGACAGUCAAGUUUGACGCAUGAUCAUGAGAAUUGUAGCAGAACAGUUUUACGAGCAAUGGCUAACAUUGAUUUGAAGAUAGACACAUUAAUUGCUGAAAUGCGUAAUGUAACAAAAUUGAUGACGACAAAAACGACGGACAAAGAAAUCGAAAAUACUGAAAGUCAAACUUUGAAGGCCUAUCCUAUAUUAACGGAAGAUGAUUUAAUAAAAGAAGAACGACGUUUAUCGACUGACAUACUUCAUAAAAACAACUUAAUUAAGGACUUGGGUAUUUUUGUACAAGCGGACGUCAAAAGUACUGUAUUAAAACUAAUGCAGGAAAUAAUGAGCAAUGCAUUAGCUUCGAAUUAUAGUUUCCACGGAGCCCACAAAAAAAAGCAUUUGAUAAACUGAAGCUUCUUGAUGUCAUAUCAAGUGUUGUCCGCUGCCGUUUUACAAAGUCUCUUGUUACCAAUAAACAUAUAAGCGAUCCAAUUAAAUCAUGGCUGCGUCAUGCCCCUGCGCGCUUUUCACGAGAACAAAAGAAAAUAACACAUGUUGCGAAUGAUUUGGAAAUCGUGGCCGAGGAUGAAAUCAAUGAAGUCGAUAAUGAAAACCAAGUUAAUACUGUGGCUAAUAACGCAGCUGAUAAAAAUAUUAAUGAGAAAAUAGUUGAUGAAAAUCUUCUAAAUAGUGAUGAAAAAAAUCUAAGGUA